AAUGCAUGCAGUCUCCACCUUUUCCAAUGUCACAGUCUUGUGUGAUGUAGACUUAAGUGAGCUACGGCAUUCCUCCCCCAUGGGCACCUCAGCAGCAGAAGAUGUUAAUGUUACUUUUGAAGAUCAGCAGAAAAUCAACAAGUUUGCUAGAAACACCAGUAGAAGUACAGAACUAAAAGAAGAAAUAGACGAUAAGAAGAAACAGCUCCAGAACCUGCAAGAUGCUUGUGAUGACAUCAUGGUGCUUGACAAUGAUUCAUUAUUGAUACCGUAUCAAAUUGGAGAUGUCUUCAUUAGUCACCCCCAAGAUGAAACAGAAGAGAUGUUGGAGGAGGCAAAGAAAAACUUACAGGAAGAAAUUGGAACUUUGGAAGCGCAAGUGGAAUCCAUCCAAAGAGUAUUAUCAGAUCUUAAGGUCCAGCUUUAUGCAAAGUUUGGCAACAAUAUAAAUCUCGAGGCAGACGAUAAUUAAAUAGGAAUAGAAAUAGUAUUGGAUGUUUUUGUAUUAAUUAUUUUUGCUUCAUGGUAAUUUUUUUGAGAAACCCCACUUUUCUUUAAAUUUCAUUUUUAUUUCAUGUAUUUAAUUACAUACAUUCUUAUUUAUAUGUUUAAACAAA
Molecule: messenger RNA, 617 nt
Organism: Protobothrops mucrosquamatus (brown spotted pit viper)
Lineage: Eukaryota; Metazoa; Chordata; Lepidosauria; Squamata; Viperidae
Gene: PFDN4
Product: prefoldin subunit 4
Exons: 4
Coding region: 2-472 (156 amino acids)
Biological process (GO): protein folding
Cellular component (GO): prefoldin complex; cytoplasm
Source: RefSeq, a predicted model, not a curated record